Molecule: messenger RNA, 1770 nt
Organism: Beauveria bassiana ARSEF 2860
Lineage: Eukaryota; Fungi; Ascomycota; Sordariomycetes; Hypocreales; Cordycipitaceae
Product: siderophore iron transporter mirB
Exons: 2
Coding region: 1-1770 (589 amino acids)
Biological process (GO): transmembrane transport
Molecular function (GO): transmembrane transporter activity
Source: RefSeq, a predicted model, not a curated record
AUGGACGCCGUCACCCCAGAAAAGCGGCAAAAUCAGUCUCCGGACAUUACUUCCGCCCAGGACGCCGAAAAGGGAGCCCACGUUACUGUUGAUGGCAAGCUCAAGAAUGAUGCCGAAUCAGAGUCUGACUUUCAAGAUGGUGUGCGCGAAGUUCGUGCCAUCACAACCAUCUGGACCAAAUGGACGCUCUGGAGCAUGUUUGCGCUGUUGUAUCUAAUCUCGUUUGUCGACUAUCUCCAAAACGCUCUUGAUUACGCCCUCAGCCCUUACAUCACCUCCGCAUUCGGCCAGCACGGCCUUCUCAACGUCGGAGGCAUCCUGUCCACCAUCAUCGGCGGAUGCGCGCCGCUGGCUCUCGCCAAGGUCAUUGACAUUUGGGGCCGCGUCGAGGGCUUUCUCUUCAUGCUCCUCAUCUGCGUCAUUGGCAUGAUCAUGAAGGCCGUCUCCCACAACGUCGAGACCUACGUCGCCGCCCACACCCUCUACUGGGCCGGCCACAUUGGCAUCCGCUACGUCAUUGGCGUCAUCAUCUCCGACAUGACGAGCCUCAAGAACCGCAUGAUCUUUAUCGGCUUCAGCAACACCCCGCGCAUCGCCACGGCCUUUGCCGGUCCCGCCAUUGGCAAGCUGUUUUAUGAAAAGUCAAACUUUCGCUGGGCAUUUGGUGCCUUUACCAUCAUCCUCAUCGCCAGCUGCAUGCCUGCCAUUGGCCUGAUGAUGGCCAUGUACCGCAAGGCGCGCAAGCAGGGCAUCGUCGAGAAGCGCCAGCGAUCAGGCCGUACCCUGCUUCAGUCGCUCAAGUUUUAUGCCAUCGAGCUGGACUUGGUUGGCAUCUUUGUGCUCAUGUUUGCCCUGUCUUUCCUGCUUUUACCCUUUAGUUUGGCUCCUCGCGCUCCUCAGAAAUGGGAAACCCCAUACAUUAUUGCUCUGCUGGUCCUUGGUGUCCUUCUCUUCCCCGUCUUUUACGUGUGGGAGGCCAAGCUUGCGCCGGUUCAAUUCUUGCCUUUCCGUUACUUGAAGCAGGGAACCAUUAUCGGAUCGAGUUUGCUCGUCGGCUUCAUGUUCCUGUCCACUUUUUGCUGGAACACGUACUUUUACUCUUACCUCCUGGUUGUCAACAGACAGCCCAUCGAUGAUGCCGGCUACAUUGUCAACACCUUUUCGCUGACUGCUUGUUUCUUUGCGCCCAUCAUUGGCUUCAUCAUCAGCUACACUGGCGAUUUCAAGUGGACGGCUUACUCUGGCGUGCCAAUCAUGCUGCUUGGCACCGCGCUCCUCAUUCCAUUCCGCCAGCCCAGCGCGCCUGUGGGCAUGCUCGUCUUUACGCAGUUCCUCGUCGGUCUGGGCAGCCAAGUCUUUAGCUCUUGCAGCACAAUCGCCAUCAUGGCCCCCGUAACUCACCAGUACAUUGCUGUCGUCAAUGCAAUUGCCGGUCUCUUUGGAGGUGUUGGUGCGGCCAUCGGUAUUGCCAUUGCCGGCGCCAUGUGGAACAACAUGAUUCCCGACCAGCUCUACCAGCGCCUUCCCGAGGCAAGCAAAGCCAACACCAGCAUCAUUUUUGGCGACAUAACAAUUCAACAAUCUUUCCUCGAUGGUACACCUGAGCGCGAUGCCGUUGUCGGAUCUUAUGCUCACGUCAUGCGCUUGAUGGUGAUUGCAGGUGCCGCUUUUAUGCCCCUCUGUCUUGUUUGUGUUUUCUCUUGGAAGAAUAUCAACGUCAGAAAGAUUGAGGAGGAGCAGGGCAAGCAGACCAAGGGACUGACGGUUUAG